UUAUGGCGUCGGCCACUGAUUGGCUACUCAAUAAUCACGGACUGCUGGGGCCGGACGGGGUCUACCGGGAAAACACAUACCCCGAACCGGUAGCCUAUAGGCCCCUGAAUGGCACUAAUGUGCCGAUAGGGGGCUCCUUGGCCUUUGUAUUGUCGCAGUUUGGUUACGAUGUAUGGCUCGGCAAUUGCAGGUCAUCUGUCUAUUCAAUGGGUCACACGUUUCUCAAUUACAAAACCGACUCUAGGUAUUGGAUGUUUUCAAUUGACCAGAUCGGUCUCGACGACAUUCCCGCAAUGAUUCAAUACGUCAGAGACAAUACCGGUCAAAGCAAGAUAGGUUACAUUGGCCACUCGCUGGGCUGCACCGGUAUGUUUAUGCUGCUAUCGGCGAGACCUCAAUUCGCUGAUGUAUUAACCGAUUACAUAGCGUUAGCGCCGGCAGUGUUUGUCAACAAUACAUAUGGACUCCCGAUUAAACUCCUAUCUCCUCUACAAUUUGUAUUCAGAAUGUUACCUAUGGGCCUUGAACCAGGGAAUGUGGUACCGUUACAACGCCAACUGCAGGGUCUAUUUUGUGGUGAUAAAAUUAUUAGCAUUUUUUGCGGUAGUUUUCUGGGAAUAUUAAUGGGACAAAAUCCACUUGACGUCGCUUAUGAUCGUCUAGGUGCUUUUUUGUCUCAUUUUCCCAACUCAAUUUCCACCUGGGUCAUAACGCACUUAUUGCAGUGGGCGGGCACCGGGCAUUUUCAGCGUUUUGAUUACGGCCCGCAAGAAAAUCACGUACGAUAUGGACAGUCAGAUCCGCCGCAAUACCCGCUAAAUAAUAUUAAAAUGAAUAAAAUUUCAAUAAUUUAUUCGUUAAACGACGCGAUCACUGAAUAUAGAAAUGUUCGCAUGAUUAAGGAAUAUAUGACAGUGCCUCUAUAUCGUGAGAUAUUAAUCCCAAUAAUUCCCAGUACUCCCCCGGGCAUGAUCUUUUCAAUAUACGCGCCUAUUAUGGUGGACAUGAAGUACAUACUAAACACAUCGCUCGAUUGGGUCUCACUGUUUACCACGUUUGAAACUGCGGGCUUUUUUCUCGGCACAUUUGUUGGUCUACUCUACAAAUACGUGAACAGACAGCUGACAAUGGCGUUGACAUUCAUACUGAUGACAGUGGCGUCGGCGGUCAUACCCUUAUACCCCAACCUAUGGGUACUAUAUUUGGGUGCGUUUAUGAUAGGCAUCGGGUCGAGCUGUUACGUGGCCGCCAGCACCGUAUGGAUCAUCGAGCUCUGGAGGGGUCGACCCAUACCUAUACUGCAAAUAUUUGAGUUCUGGUUCGGCAUCGGAGAGAUAUUGACUACAGUGGCCCUCAAACCUUAUGUUGUCGGCGAGACUACGGCCACAAUCAAUCAGACAUAUGCCCAGCACGUGGGGCCCAAACAGACCAUGCUCAACUCGCAGUACUAUUCAGAAACUGUCGUGGUGAAUAGGAGAGCUCGACUAAUGAUACCGACCCUGGUAAUUGGCGCCAGCAUUUUAGCAAUACCCAUAUCGCUGGUGGUACUAUAUUUCGUACGUCCAUACAAAACUCCCACCAACAUGGUAAAAGAGGAUGCUAGCUCAGUGGACAACAACAAUAAACAUGAUAAUAAUAACGUGUCCAACGAAUCGCAACAUAUGGUCAAACUAUUUGACCGAAAGGAUACGCCCAGGCGUUUGGCGCGCCUGUGUUUUGCACUUUGGUUUUCAAUACACUUGUCGUUUGAAAUGGUUUUUCUCAAAUUUUGUGUCGCCUAUUUCCAGUACUCACCCCUACACGUGCCCGUAGAGACCGGUACGCAGAUACUGUCCACCGGGGUGACCGUGUAUACAGUGGGUCUAGCAUUGAACAUAUUCUAUGUGUAUAAAUUCAACCUAAACUACGUGCUGGCCGUACACUACCUGUGCGUUAUAGUGGGCACUAUACUACUUGUGCCGGCCCAGCACUCGCUACCCUGCCUAUGGGCGGCCAGCAUAAUGCUAUUGUACGGCUUUUCGGCCAUGUUCGCCGGCAUUGUCACGUUCACCGAGCGUUAUUUGAACAUGACCAACCAGUUGAGCACACUGUUCAUGAUGAUCCGUAGCGUAUUUAACCUUGUUACUCCCAUCGUGGUGGGCCGUUAUCUACAAAACUACACACAAAUAUUUAUCAUAUUCGAAUUCGCAUAUUUGGGCAUAUCGUUGGUGAUGUUCUCUGUGAUUAUAUUUCUCAUUAAAAACAGCAGGUACAAAUCGGGUAAAUGCGGGCUGACCAGCUCUAGAUGUCAAGGUCAAACACUCACCUUUCACCUUAACCAAAACCCUAUCACCUUGAAAAUCAAGGCAAACCUUGACCAGUUGGCAACCCUAUCUGCACUAGUCCAGUUGGAGGCAUUUGGGAACUUUUCCGUCGACACCAAUGUCCACGAAAUUGCGUUAUUUAUGUGCGAACCGUCGGACGCGGACACUAACGUCGGGGCAGUAGUCGACUGUAGAAACCCAGCCAAACAGCCGCCGGGGUUUCAACGCUGUUAUAAGCCAUACAUUUUCAUGAAGAUCAUGUCCGCGAUGGGACCGGUAUGGCAACUGCCACCGGACACGGCCCUACCGUUGGGCACACCCGAGACCCGUGUACUACACGUACUGACCAUUUUUCAUCACACGGGCCCUCAUCUAUAUGGCCGACCCCUGGAGUGGACCGUCCGGUUGUGGCACUCGGACCCCAUUCGGCCCAAAGAGAUGCAAUUGUUGCCAAUUGGUCUCAAUCCGAGCGCCGGUGCUGUCAUUCCGGCCGGUCGUAAACGAUUCGUCAAUGUUGGUCACUGUAGCAACCAGUGUUUCAAAGAGUCGGCGCCGGAUGGCUUUAAUAUCACCAUAAUACAACCGCAUUUUAAUCAUUUUGGCACAGAUUUAGUUGUAAGACAUUUCCGGAACGGGAAGGAAAUGCCCAGUAUUUACGAAAUACAUAACGUUAGGGACAUUCACUUAUUGCGGCCAAAAGUAUUGGCCCGAGAGGUGCACAUCGGGGCCGACGAUACGUUGUCUGUCGAGUGCACGUAUGACAGCACCAGAGAUAAUAGGAAUUACACUAUAUUACACAUGUUCCGGAAUGACAACGAUGAAAUGUGUAACGCAUUUAUAUACAAAUACCCGCCAAACAACAAAAUCAACAUGUGCUUAUCCGCAUUUGGCCAAGAUUUUCUCUCGCAAGUAACCGGGUUUGAUGAAUGCUCCAAAUUGAAAACAUUUCCGUCAAACCUAUCAUUAGAGAAAUAUAUGCGACAGAAAAAUGAUUGGAGUAAUGACUUUGAGGAUAGGCUUAGGUAUUCAAAGCAAAUACCAACAUGCUCCUAUCUCGGUUGGAAAUCAAACAACCAGGAUGGUGGCGUAGGCUAUCCUGAUGCUUAUAUACCAGAGAAAAUACGGGCUAAAUUAGAAAAUAAAACCCAGACUAAUUUAACUACAAAUCUUACUUGUCCCACAACCGAUAAAUUGGUCAAAAUAACCAAGCUAUAA
Molecule: messenger RNA, 3518 nt
Organism: Medioppia subpectinata
Lineage: Eukaryota; Metazoa; Arthropoda; Arachnida; Sarcoptiformes; Oppiidae
Source: the annotation of a GenBank genome assembly